AUGCGCUCAUUAGCCACAGUACCAGGCAUUACGCUGGUACUCGCAGGGUUGGGCAGCGCUGCGUCUACCGUCAAACGCGAUCUGCCCGUUGUCAUUAGCAAUGAGCUACCGAAUGGAUACAGCUACUUGGGUUGCUAUUCCGACAAUGUUGCCAGUCGACAGCUAUCCCUGGCUAAUUACGUCGAUGACGGCAACAUGACCCAAGAAUCCUGUAUCCGCUUCUGCCAGGGCAAGGGCUUCCCUUAUGCUGGUGUUGAGUACAGCUCCGAGUGCUACUGCGGUUAUACCUUGAGCAGAAACACCGAAAGCCAACCAGAUACAGCAUGCAACUAUCCCUGUACCGGCAACAAAACUGAGGCCUGCGGGGCUGGCGAUAGACUCUCCGUCUUCAACACAAAUGCUGCUGUCAGCAAGCCGAAUUUUAACCCCGGUCCACCAGGAUGGAAUUCACUCGGCUGUUACAACGACAACAUCAACAACAACAACGUCCAAAGUCGUGUUCUUGCUGGCGAUAGCUUCAUGUCUGUUCUGCAAUGUACCAACGCCUGCCAGGCCGCCGGCUAUGCCUACGCUGGCGUUGAAUAUUCCACAGAAUGUUACUGCGAUAAUCAGAUCCUGAGUGGUGCAUCUAAUAGCCAAAGUGGCUGUAGUAUGCCGUGUUCCGGUAAUAGCUCUGAGUACUGUGGUGGGCCAGACCGCAUCAACAUCUACCAGUCUACCUCCACGCCGAAAAGCAUAAGCACUAUUCCGAAUGGUUGGACCGCUCAGGGCUGUUUCAAGGACAAUGUCCUCGGCCGCGCUCUUGUUGUUGGCAUGCCUGUGCCUGGUGGACAUGCUGGGACGACUGUGGGAAGUUGCAUUACUGCUUGUGCUUCUGCAGGUUAUAAAAUUGCUGGUGUUGAGUAUGGUCAGGAGUGCUGGUGUGAUAACCAGAUCCAAAACGGAGGCCAACAAACUCUUCCAAGUGAUGGUUGCAACAUGCCCUGUCGCGGCAAUACUAACGAGCUUUGCGGUGGCUCUAACCGACUCAACGUUUAUGCACAGAUCCCACUGAGCUCGCCAAUCUCCUCGAGCACCACUUCGUCAGCAACUGCGAGCUCUUCUUGGACCUCAUCGUCGGUGUCAAGCAGCUUUAGUACUUCUACUGUCAGCGCAACUUCCUCAUCUAGCUCCUCACUCAUCACCUCGUCUAGUUCGUCUAGCUCGUCGUCAACCACUAAGUCUAGCACGUCAUCAAGCUCUUCUUCCAGUGUAAAUGGCUGCUUGCCUGCUCCCAGUUCUUCCUCCACUAACCCCGGAUGCGUUGCAAAUCGUAAGUCCUCCCUACAAUCAAGUUCUUGGUGA
Colletotrichum truncatum is the source of this 1344-nucleotide messenger RNA. RefSeq names its product copper radical oxidase. The record is from RefSeq and is a predicted model, not a curated record. Gene Ontology annotation, cellular component: plasma membrane. NCBI's taxonomy places the organism in Eukaryota, Fungi, Ascomycota, Sordariomycetes, Glomerellales, Glomerellaceae.